UGCAAAACCGUUCAAUAGACUUGAGAAUAUAGAUUUUUCUUAAAUCGCCUUUGGUACAUAUAUCAGGUUUGUGUGAGCGGAUCGUUCAUUAGUAAUGAUGAAGUAGUCUCCAAAAUAUGUUUGAUAUAUACAGUAAUUAAAUGACUUUGUGCGAUGGUAUUCAACUCGAUUAAAACAAAAUAAACUGAAGUUGAUAAACACCCGGUUAUUAUUGGGAGUGUUAAAUCUCCGGUCAGAACCGAUUUUUUUUUUGUUUAAAUCUUGGUGCAAUUGCACUGCUCGGUUUUAUGAAAUCGUCGUUCGUUUUGCAUGCGAUGCUAUUUGAAGGCAGGAAAUAUUCGAUGCAUUGACAAGAUCAAAAUAAUGGUCACGGAUUAGUGCAGGAAGGCAGUGGUUAAAGGGGUUAUUUUAGUUGGUUUGUGAUCACUUUUAUCUGCUACAGGUUUUGGAUUUCUGAUGCAACGAAUAACAAUCUGUUGCUGGUUCCAUUUCUGGAAAAUUCAGAGAUUCGCUUGUUUUUAAUAAAUAGCUUGGGUAUCUUGACGGCGCGGUGAAACAUGCAGAAUUUCAGGUGAAAUGUUUGAAAGCGGAAACACCCGAAGACAGUGUAAAUGUAGCAAACCGGUGUGUAUGUUCUCUAAAGUUCGCGAAAAUAAAUGGUCCCCCCCCCUCAUGAUGUAGAUCAUUUGUGAUUUGUAGGAUCGGAAAAGGGCAGAAUGCAAUAAUCACCAUCCUUUUUGACUACAUUGCAGAAGUAACCUGGUCUAAUUAUGGGGUCAACUGUGGCAUUGGGAUUGGGUCACGGAUAAACAUUUAUCUUGUGUGUUUGCUAACAUGGAGAUAGCUUAUUACUGAACAUGGAGUUGGUUAUUGUCCUAUAGCAUAAGGGUAUAUAGGUAGUUUAGAUACUAAAGAUAGACAGAAAAUGCUGGAGUAACUCAGCGGGACAGGCAGCAUCUCUGGAGAGAAAAAAUGGGUGCGUUUCAGGUUGAGACUCUUCCUCGUCUCGACCUGAAAAGAGAUGCUGCCUGUCCCGCUGAGUUACUCCAGCAUGUUAUGUUUAUCUUCGGUUUAAACCAGUAUCUGUAGUUCCUUCCUAUACAUAGCUUAGAUACGACUUUGGCAUUGGGGUUGGUUUGGUUGGUUGAGCGCUUGUGUUGGUGUUAUAGCACGAGCACUUUGCGUUUUAACAGUAAUCAGUAAUAUGUGUUCAACUGAUUCUUCCAUUUUACUCACGAUUUUGUUAGUUAGUUGGGAUAUUAUAUUGUCACUUUAUUAUCACUUUAAAACAAGUGGUCGCUAGGUUGCUUGAUUAUAAAGAGCCUCAGGGUUGUUCACCAGCAUCCUCUGUCUUUUCUGGCUGACUUCUUGCGUGGCUGUGAGUUUAAGCCCUGUUUAUCCUAGGGCUCCCACACCACCGCCUUCCAUUGUUAAGGGGAAAUAGAGAAAGAUGGCUUUUAGCAGUGGGUGCUAACAGGCUAUUUGAGCCUGAAUGGUGUUAGAACAUCUUGUAAGUCUGAUUUGGUCAGUUUAUAUCUAGAUAUGUAAGUGCUUCAAGUGGGGAUCAUUAACCGUCUGAAUAAUUUACACGAGACGCGAGCGCCUAUCAAACUGCAGCUACUUUAUUCACAACAACUUGUCAGCAAAGGCGAACAGCCAAGCGAAAGACUGCUCUCUCGAUUCAUAGCAUGCAGAAUUUGUAUAUUUUUGAUAGCGUAGGAGAAAGGUUAGUCACGUAUAUACUUGUUUACAGGGUUAACUAUUGUGAUCCAGCAUUCUGUAACCUUCCACUGAAAAUCCGGCUAUUGUCCGUGUGGAAAGAUUAGGGUGCCUUGAUUUAUCCUUAAGUUCAUAUGUUAUUUUUUUUGUCCUUUGCGGACUUGUUUUGUUUUAUCUUAAGGGCCACUUGCAACAGGCAUGUUUAGCCUAGUUCUCAGAGGGUACAUUCACUGGAAUAAAGUUUGAUUCCUGUGUAAGAAGGAACUGCAAAUGCUGGUUUAAACUUCAGAUAGACACAAGAAGCUGGAGUAAUUCAGCGGGACAGGCAGCAUUUCUGGAGAGGAGGAAUGGGUGAUGUUUUGGGUCGAGACGGUCUGAAGAAGGGUCUGGACCCGAAACGUCACCCAUUCCUUCUCUCCAGAGAUGCUGCCUGUCCCGCUAAGUUACUCCAGCUUUUUGUGCCUAUCUGAAGUUUGAUUCCCACAGAGUGGAGUGCUGCCCAAUGGAAGAACAGACCAGUUCUGCCCACAAAACCAACAAAACGGCACUUCCUAAGUCAUAGUCCUGAACCAGCUCAUUAUUGGUGAUGGUUCAAGGAAACAUCAACUAAAAUUAAGUAGAAAGUUUAACUAAGGACUUCACUAUUAUCAAAGAAAUUAUCAAAGAAAUUUAGGACCGAGAUGAGAAUUAGGACCGAGAUGAGGAAAACAUUUUUCACACAGAGAGUGGUGAAUCUGUGGAAUUCUCUGCCACAGAAGGUAGUUGAGGCAAGUUCAUUGGCUAUAUUUAAGAGGGAGUUCGAUGUGACCCUUGUGGCUAAAGGGAUCAGGUGGUAUGGAGGGAAGGCAGGUACAGGAUACUGAGUUCAUCUUUAUUUUCCUCCCACACUCCAAAGAGGUACAGGUUUGUAGUUUAAUUGGCCUGGUAUAAAUGUAAAUUAUCCCUAGUGUGUGUAAGAUAAUGUUGAUGUGUGGGGAUUGCUGGUGGGCACAGACACGAUGGUCCAAAGGCCUGUUUCCGUGCUGUAUCACUAAACUAAAUGAAUGUAAGAUUGAUGUAAAUGGUUGUCAAUGUGGAUUCGAUGAGCUGAACAGUAUGUUUCUAUGGUGUAUCUCUCCAUGACUGCAUCCUAUUCACUGGGAUUUAGAAGGAUGAGAGGGAAUCUUAUAGAAACAUUUUAAAUUAUUAAUGGAUUGGACAGGCUAGAUCCAGGAAAAAAUGUUCUCGAUGUUGUGGGAGUCUAGAACCAGGGAUCGCAGUUUAAGAAUAAGGGGCAGGCCAUUUAAGACUGAGAUGAGGAAAAACCUUUUCACCCAGAGGGUUACAAAUCUGUGGAAUUUUCUGCCACAGUGGAGACCAAUUCACUCCAUGUAUUCAACGGAGAGUUGGAUACAGCUCUGAGGGCUAACGGAAUCGAGGGAUAUUGUGAAAAAGCAGGAAUGGGGCACUGAUUCUCGAUGAUCAGCCAUGAUCAUGUAGAAUGGCGGUGCUGGGUCAAAGGGCCAAAUGGCCUGCUCCUGCACCUAUUUUCGAUGUUUGUAUGUCUCCACUUUAGAAAAUGAAGACUGAGCUAUGACCUGGGAGAGUUUGAGAUUGAAUAGGCAUGGAGAACCCAAGCGGCAGCAGAUGCUGGAAUGUGGAGCAAAAAUCCAAUUGCUGGAGGAGCUCCAAGGGUCAGACAGCAUUUGUGUAGGGAAAUGGAAACAUGAUGCCAUGAGUCGGGAUCCUCAACUUGACUGUCCAGAUGUAGAAUCUCGACCCAAAACGUCGACUGUGCAUUUGCCUCUACAGAUGCUGCCUGACCAACAGAGUUCUUCCAGCAGUUUGUUUUUGGGCAUGAAGAAAGGUUUUCAUUGUCGGGUAGUUCAAAGAUUUUGUGUUGCAUAAGAUGAUCACUAAUAAUUCCAAUACAAAUUUCAGGAGAAACUUGUUAUGGAACACAGGAAGGUUGCGAGCAUAAAUUACAGCCUGGAUUUGUUGGGCUGAAUGGUCUUGAUGUGUGUUGCAGUUGAUGUAAGUGCACAAUACAUUCUCACAGAAAAUAACAUUUCUUUUAAACCACCCAGGUCCCCUGGUUUUCUUCUUCCUGACUUUGGAAGGGUGUGUCAACAGUUGUCAAGUUCAUGGCAAUGCCUGAAUACUGUAGUUCGUCUCUCCUGUCCUUGAAAUCAGAACAAAGGAGCUUCAACUCUCAAGUCGGAACUCCCUUUAAUCAUUGUGUCUCCAGGCAAGGUGCUGAACCCUCAGCCUAUGCAAUGAACCUCAGCGUGCCUGAACAAGAUGCAGCCAAUCCCAACAACUGCUACAGAGAAGGAAAUAAAAUAAACCAGCUUCAAACACACCUGAAAAAUAAUUUCUUUCAAGACCCGGUGCCACCUUAUCCCAGCAGGGCCAUUAUUUCACAGUUCCUGGAGAAAGCUUCGAAGAAGAGGAAUACAGCAGAUCAAGAGGUAACCUUCUCAGCGAGGAAUCUCUCCCAUUCCAAUGCUGACUCCCUUCAGCAGGAGGGAAACACCAACUUCUCUGAAGACGGUGGGCAGGAUCUCAGCUCGCCUCUCAGUCAGCAUCACCCUGUGAACACGGGUGAAGGGGAUCGAUUGUUUAGUGAACACCUGCGAGCAAAGAGGGCAAGAGUAGAGAACAUCAUCCGAGGAAUGAACAGUUCUCCAAAUGCCAACCUUCCCAACAGUGAGGUGGAGAGGGAGAGUGAUCAUGGGCGAGAGAGUUUGAUGAGCCUGUACAAAGAGAAUAAGCGGAAGCAGAGACUUCCACAGCAGCAGCAACAGCGGGAGGAGAAUCCCAGGAAGAGUCCCAGGCUAGCAUCAUCCCUGAAGCAGCUUAGAAAAGAAGAAUGCCACAGGCUGAAGCAGCAACUCCAGGAAAUGCAGGGAAAGCUCCUUGAACUUCAGGAAAAGUUUUUCCAAGUGUAUGAUGAUGGUGAAUCGGAGCAUGAGGACCAAGACGAUGCAUCUGACUCCACUUUCCAUUUGGGUGGCGUUGAGAAUGUAGGAAACCCUUCAGAAAGGUAUCAUGGUGGCCUCUCCGAUGUGGACCAAGGUCUCUAUGGGGACUAUAUUCAGACAAUUAACCAUGCGGAAGAACCGAAAAUGGGAAAAGAAGCAAAUAAACAUCAUAAUCUGGACCAAAAAUUCAAGCAUUGUAACCAUUUUGGUUUCUCUUUAGUGGAGGGUGGAUAUCUGGCUGAAUCUUUAAAGUAUGAACUAACCAAUGCAAUGGCUCACAUUGUUGACUCAGCGGUACAGUUGUUCUCUGUCAAACCUUCCACCGCUUCUUCGCAGGCACUUCAAAGCCUGCCAACCACCAGGCUCAAGAAUAUCACACAAUACCAGAACACAAACCUGAAAACCACGAGUCAUGAGUUUCAGUGCCCCCCAGAUCCAGUGAUGAUGCACAAGUAUUUUGACAACUGUCUCAACACUUGUCCCUUCAAAGUUUACGAUCAGACGGAAGCAAUACCAUUGGUGGUGAGAAAGUCACCUCAAAGCCAGCCGAGUCUUGUCGGUCCGAUUAUUAAACAGACCUGUCAAAUGCCUCACGAUAAGCCACCUUUAACACUAGUCUUGGAUUCCCAGAUGUCUCUAACUGAAUUGCCCAAGCCCAUUUUGAGGUACAACAUGCAGAAUGACAUGGGACGUACCCUCGCCGUAACUGCGAAGGACACUGUUGCUUUUAAGCCAACGUGUCUUUCAUGGGACGCUGUCAAACUAAGGUCAAAAGUUACCUCGCAUCAUGUAGCGCAUAAGUUGUACCCAAGCUUUCAACAAGAACCAGCAGAGAACCUCGAUCUUUCUCACAUCAAGUCAGAAUGUGGGGAGCUGCAAUCCAUGGUGGAGGUCACGUCUUACUCCUCAGCUAAUGAGGGAUUAACACCUAAUCACCUGAAGAAAGCCAAGCUGAUGUUUUUCUAUACACGAUACCCCAGCUCAACCACACUGAAAACAUACUUCUCCGAUGUUAAGUUUAACAGAUGCAUCACCUCUCAGCUUAUCAAAUGGUUCAGCAACUUCCGUGAGUUUUACUAUAUCCAGAUGGAGAAGUUUGCUCGACAGGCUGUGAAUGAUGGUGUGACCAAUGCCAAAGACCUCAAGGUGACCAGGGACUCUGAUCUCUACCGAGCUCUCAAUGGGCACUACAACAAGGCCAAUGACUUCCAGAUCCCGAAGGAGUUUCUGGAAGUUGCGGAAGUGACACUUCGAGAAUUUUUCAAUGCCGUCAUAUCCGGGAAAGACUUGGACCCUUCGUGGAAAAAAAGCAUUUACAAGGUGAUCAGCAAACUGGACAAUGGGGUCCCUGAGAUGUUCAGUUCUCAGGGGUGCCUGCAAGACAUCCUGUAUGACUAGAACUGUGGAUUGCACCAGCCUUAAGCUCUGUUUUAUAGCAUUGGCCAAAUGGUUGCUUUGCCAUAGAACCUGACAGACAAUUGGAUCUUUCAACACUGUUUGUGUUAGGUAAGGGCAACAAGGAGAACUGAUGUCAGAGAGGCAUAGAUAGUUUAGACAGUCACAACUUUUCUUUCCUAGGAUAGAGGAAUGACAUACUAGAGGGCAUAGCUUUGUGAGAAGGGGAAAGUUUAAAGGAGAUGGGUGGAAACUCUUUUUGACCCAGAGGGUGGUGAGUGCCUGGAAUGCACUGCCAGCAUUUAUGGUUGAGGCAGAUAUGAUUGUGGCAUUUAAGCGAUUUUUGGAUAGACAACGGGAUAUGUAAGAUAUGGAGGGAUAUGAAUUAUACACAAGUAGUUAAGAGAUAGUCUUGGCAUCAUGGUCAUUUUGGGUCGAAGAUCUUGUUCUUGUGCUGUACUGGUUUAUAAUCCUACACUAAUCCCACUUCACU
Molecule: messenger RNA, 6570 nt
Organism: Leucoraja erinaceus (little skate)
Lineage: Eukaryota; Metazoa; Chordata; Chondrichthyes; Rajiformes; Rajidae
Product: prospero homeobox protein 1-like
Exons: 4
Coding region: 3843-6080 (745 amino acids)
Biological process (GO): regulation of transcription by RNA polymerase II
Cellular component (GO): nucleus
Molecular function (GO): DNA-binding transcription factor activity, RNA polymerase II-specific; RNA polymerase II cis-regulatory region sequence-specific DNA binding
Source: RefSeq, a predicted model, not a curated record